Messenger RNA from Amphimedon queenslandica, 711 nucleotides. RefSeq lists its product as uncharacterized. The transcript is spliced from 4 exons. The coding region runs from base 1 to 711 and encodes 236 amino acids. The record is from RefSeq and is a predicted model, not a curated record. NCBI's taxonomy places the organism in Eukaryota, Metazoa, Porifera, Demospongiae, Haplosclerida, Niphatidae.
AUGACUGCUGUUAGAUCUAACUGUUCUGGUGCUAUUAAUACGAAGAACAAGAAAAACAUAUCUAUUGUGUGUUAUGGCCGAAUGCAGCAUGAUAACACACACGAACAGUCUAAUGAAGUACAGUUGUUAGUUCAGGGUACUAUUGAAAAUAUUACUGGCCUAACAGUCAGAAAAGUUGAUAAGAAUCUGCUGAACAUUAGUUGGACUCCUGUAUUUGCUUAUGAUGGUUUAAAUCUGUUUUAUGAAAUUCACCUAAAUGAUACUGCUCGUGUUCUAUCUAGAUCUAGUACAUCAUGGCACACUUCAGAAUUAAACCCUUGUGAGGCAUAUCUUAAUAUCUCUAUUACCCCAUUUAUCAACACAACUGAAAACAAAAAUUUAACGGGUACAACUAUAUACUGGGAUAAUAUACCUACAGAUGCACCACCUAUUAACACUCCAUUAAAUUAUACCAUCAUAAUCGAAGAGAGUGGAUCUGUUCGUAUGAAUCUUUCAAUCAAUAUUUGUGACUGUCCAGCAAUACCAAGCAAUAAGCUCACAUUGAAGAAUGAUACCUAUUCUUUCUCAGUGACAGUACCAAUAGUACCUAACAGUACUUGUUCAAGCACUGCUAGUGUAGCACUAUCAUUAUACAUGAAUCUUGAAGUUGAUAUAGUGUUGCAUAAUAUAAUUGGAUCAACAAAGCAGAAUAAAAGAAUAUUAAUAGGUUAG